Vitrella brassicaformis is the source of this 386-nucleotide messenger RNA. Lineage: Eukaryota; Vitrellaceae. The record is from the annotation of a GenBank genome assembly.
UUAUGGACGCAGACGAGCAAACUGCCAAUCGGUCCGUGCCGCCGAUAAGGCAGACCUGCGCAACACAAGUAUACCGACACACAGAGGCAGCGAAUCACAUGGUGUCUCGUGAUGAGUCAAUUCGGAUCCCCACUCACCGUCGGACGCCGCUAGGCAAUGCUAACACGGUGAUCCGAGCCAGGCAGCAGGAGGCCGCAUCCACUCCGCUGCUGUUGCCGGACCAGCGGAGAGAAUGUGACUCACGAGGGGAUGGGUAGGAAUCCGAUGAAUCAAGGACGGCGGCUGCACGAUGAGCAAUGAGUGGGUGCUCCACCUGAAUAAGGCGGAGCAUUUCUCCAUUCCCGUCAUUCGUGAGAGCUUUGAAGAUAGGGUUUGACAAGAUCGCG